GUAGACUUGGAGGUCCGAGUUGUCCUUCGUCGACUCGUAUCCCACUCUACCCAUUUGUUUGCGCGGAUUUGUCUAGUCGGAGAUCGGUUGGCGCGGGUGCUAUUGUCAAACAUUCACUCCUACACGAUCUUUCACUCGCAUUGCGGCAACCGACUGAGACGUUAAAUCGUUUCUGCAUCUAACAAACAAGCAUCAUGAGCAGCCACAAUAGACAUCAUGCAAGUGCGGCUUCUCGUUCACGAAUUAGUGCCCUUUCACAAUCACUCGGUUUCACUUCCAUCUCCUCGCACCCACCCAAUGCUUCAACGCCUCGCAAUCUCUCUCCAGUUCAAUCGCGUUCUAGCUCGCCUGGACCGACUCAAACACAUCAACAAUUGUCUGCUUCGUUACCUUCCCUUCCAAUGCAACCACUGCCUUUCCCUGCUCCAUCUCUCUCAGCAUCCAUGCCGAAUUCUUCAGAUAUGAACGAUCCACCUUCACCUAGAUCACGUAGUCGAAGCAAUGCGUCCAUCUCGUCACAAAUGUUUCCCAAUGUAGCGGCUUCUGGUCCUCCACCCAAUGCUCCAGCAGCAAUAUUUGCUGCUGGCCCCGGAGCAUAUUAUGCAUAUCCGUUCUUUUCUCCACCUCCACCCUCGCAUGUCCCUUCCCACACCACAGCACCUAGUGUUGGCGUUAAUUCAGGACAUCAUGAUGCCCCUGGGAUCGGGGUAGGGAUGGGAGGGCUAAGAACUUCGUAUUCCAGUCCUCAUCUUCCGUAUUUGUUUGAUGCUGGGGGGUUGGCUGCUUUCCACCACCACCAACAGCAACAGCAGCAGCAAGAGCGAGAAAGACAACAAAGACAGCAAGAAUUAGAACAUCAGGUUUCUGUUGCGCAGGCACAGCAGAAUUUACAAAACUCGUCUGUGGAGUUAAACGAUGACGAUGUGACGAAUUUGCAACCUCCUCCGUAUGGUCAUCACGAGACGACAUUUUCGAUCGGCCAGCCGCAGGUUUCGACGACCUCUGCAGAUUCAGCUCCCGUGCAAUUUCCCACUCCUCACCGGGGGACUCGGGCUCACAGUCGUAGCCACGGCCACUUGACACUUCAAACCACUUCGGCGUCCGUGCCACUUCUUUCCUCCUCUGGUCCUCCGUCUCCUUCGUACUACCGCUCGAGCGGUAAUCCUGAUAGCAUUAAUGGCACCAACAACACGAAUGCGAGAUCGAGACGUCCAACUCGAAAUGCUGGUUCUUUUUCGCAGCAACAACCACAACAUCAUCAGUCUGACCACCCUAAUCGUUAUGAUUAUCUUGGUGCUGAUGAGGGCAGAACAAUGGGCGGAAUGAGGGGUGGGAGAUGAAAGGAAGGAGGGGACACCAACGGGGUUUCGGACAAGAAGACUCGAGUAGUUCGGAUGCAUGGCAGAGCCAGAUUGCUUUGAUGAGUAAUCGGGUAAAGGGGCGA
Messenger RNA from Cantharellus anzutake, 1444 nucleotides. RefSeq lists its product as uncharacterized. The transcript has 2 exons. NCBI's taxonomy places the organism in Eukaryota, Fungi, Basidiomycota, Agaricomycetes, Cantharellales, Hydnaceae. Bases 195 to 1340 code for a protein of 381 amino acids. The record is from RefSeq and is a predicted model, not a curated record.